This is a messenger RNA of Serendipita indica DSM 11827, 897 nucleotides long. The record is from the annotation of a GenBank genome assembly. NCBI's taxonomy places the organism in Eukaryota, Fungi, Basidiomycota, Agaricomycetes, Sebacinales, Serendipitaceae.
AUGUCAACAACCAAACUCACAAAGAAGCAGCGAAAAGCUGCGGCGUUUAGAAGUCGAAAAUCAAAAGGAGGAGAUGAGCCACUGGAUUUGCCAGCGUUAGACGACCCCGAGGUGGACUUGAACGCAGAGCAGAUGGCGGACGUUUUACCACAGCCAACAACGGGAGCCAAGACUACUAGGUCAAGGGGGGAGAAUAAGAAAAGGAAGCGAGAGCAUGAUGAAGAUACCGAGAUGGAGUCUCUCUCGCCCAAACGUCUCAAAACUGACGAAGGGGAAAAACUGAACACCAAGCGAACCCGUGCCCCUCCAAAAUACAUUUUAUUUGUUGGCAACCUAAGUUAUAAAACAUCUGUACAAGCGAUAGCCGAGCAUUUUUCCACUUGUGAUCCACCCCCCAAUAUUCGUCAACUCACCACUCGGCGCAAAACUGAUGGAGACACUCAGCCUGAAAAGUCCAAAGGUUGCGCAUUCCUCGAAUUUACAAAAGCAUCCGGCCUUCAAGCUGCUCUGCGCUUACACCAUAGCGUGCUAGAUGGCCGCAAAAUCAAUGUCGAGCUUUCUGCGGGUGGUGGAGGGAAAAGUGAAGCGAGAUUAAAGAAACUCAAGACAAAAAAUGCAAAGCUUGAUAAACAUCGCUCAGAAUCAGCCAACCGGCGUAAGAACGUCUCAGGAAUGGAAGACGAAACAGAAUCGAAGGUCUCAAAAGCACGUUUUUCGGAGACCUCUGGAGAUACGUCAGUACCCAUGACAAAACGUACUUGGUCGGUCUCCAAGAAUGGCGAAAAAGCAAGUCGAGGCGGGCAAAGGCACAAGAGAGGUAUCAAGCAUAAGGGUUCUAAUAUAAAAGGGCCUAGAACAUUCACAUUCUCUGGCGCUAAUGCCAUCCCGAUCGGUUAA